AGACGCCAUGGGAAUCUCUGAACUAUGGCAGUUGAAAACAAGAAUGUCGAUAAUGAUUUUACAACGAUUCAUAACAGAGACAGUCUUGCGAAUGACUCGUUUCAGGAUAGUCUUCAGUCAAGAAUAUUUAAGAUAAUUGUUAUUGGCGACUCAAAUGUUGGAAAAACCUGUCUAAGCUAUAGGUUCUGUGGCGGUAAAUUUCUCAAAAACCCUGAAGCAACUAUCGGAGUUGACUUCAGAGAGAGGACCCUUCAACUCGAUGGAGAAAAUAUCAAGUUGCAGAUCUGGGACACAGCAGGACAGGAGCGGUUCCGGAAGAGUAUGGUGGAGCAUUACUACCGCAAUGUCCAUGCCGUCAUCUUUGUCUAUGAUGUGACCAAUCUAGCUUCCUUCGAGAGUUUGCCAGAGUGGAUUGAGGAAUGCAGCCACCACUCGGUCCCUCCUAUGGUGCCCCGAAUCUUGGUGGGGAACAAAUGUGACUUAGGAAGAGGAGAGGUUCCCACCUCGCUGGCCCAGCGUCUAGCUGACAGCUACAAUUUCCCCCUCUUCGAGACAUCUGCAAAGGACCCUGCAGAGAAGGAGCAUGUGGACGCCAUUUUCCUCACCUUGGCUUACAAGCUAAAGAAUCACAAGCCCCUAAGACUGAAACAGCCAAGCGGAAGUGUUGUAAUGCAGCCAACUAGUGAUCAAGAGGAAAAGCUCUGUUUCUGCUGAGUUAAUGUGGCCUUGUUUGGUAGAAUAAAAAUAAUGAAAUACCUGUGAGGAUGGAUAACAUGCCACUUGUUUUGAAUGUUCAGCUGUUUCAGUGACACAAGAGAUGAAGGAGGGAAAGCAGGGUGCACUUUCUUGUUUGCUUUCUGGUUUGAACUAUGUGCAAUUAGCUAAGGUGUUCAUCAGAAAGCCUGCACAUGUCCUAUGUUUUCAAUACUCUCUGAGGCCAGCUAAAGAGUGUACAAAUAUUUGAAUUAUUCUGAAAUAAAAUACAGACUUUCUUUUAGGAGUUACAAAAGGGAAACAUUGAUCAUGUUUUGAUCACUCUCUAGAACACAGGUCUUCAAAUCUGGACCUUGAAUUCACAAUAAAUCCACAUGACACUACGUGGCCAGUUACUUAGAACCGGUCAGCUAACUACCAGUGAUUACAAAAUGCAGCACCAAAAACUGAAUUCAAGGUCUGGAUUUGAAGGCCUCUCCUCUGUAAAGUAGUUAUCCGUUAAUAGCCAUCACUACAGACUUGUAUUCAUACAGAACAGAAAAAUGCUUAAUAGGAAUAUAAUGGGGAAGUGCCAUACCUAUACCUCUUACGGCAUCAUUUCAAAAGAACCUCUGACAACCUAUAUGAAUUAGAAGCUGUUAAGAUCAGCCUUAACUUGGACCAGUUUGUCUUUUUACACAGGCACAGUACUGUAUUUAGCCUUAAAUUCUAUGGACCAUAAUUGGAACUGUGACAUAUAAGUAUCAAUAGCUGAGGCAUGUUUGGAUGCUCCCAUUGAUCAAUGUAAAUGGUAUCUUACAUUUUUUACCAUAUAUCAAACACAAUGUGUGUUGAAAAUGGAAGGAUAUUCAUUGAAGGCACUUUAUUACCAGCAUGGCAACUGAAUAUUAUGUAACUCUGUCAAGUCUUACUUUUUUCACUGUUAAGCCUGUGUUGGAGGCAUUCAUAGUAGGUUAACCAGCAACAACAAAACGUUCAAAAUAAAGUUCAUUUGAAUGUAGGCCAUAGUGGUGUAAGGCUAUACGAAGAAGGCAAUAGUGUCUUAAAAAUGCAUUUUGUCUGUCAUUCUUUAGGAGCUCCUUGAUGAUUCAGUAUUACAGUGUAUAUUUUGUGUGGAAAAAUGUGUCAUAAAUGUGUAUGUAAUUGAAAUAAAGACAGUAAUAACUCA
Messenger RNA from Pygocentrus nattereri (red-bellied piranha), 1882 nucleotides. RefSeq lists its product as uncharacterized. Lineage: Eukaryota; Metazoa; Chordata; Actinopteri; Characiformes; Serrasalmidae. Gene Ontology annotation, biological process: Rab protein signal transduction. The coding region runs from base 25 to 714 and encodes 229 amino acids. The record is from RefSeq and is a predicted model, not a curated record. Gene Ontology annotation, cellular component: Golgi apparatus; endosome. Gene Ontology annotation, molecular function: GTP binding; GTPase activity. The transcript is spliced from 2 exons.